UUUGCAGGAUGUAAAAGUCGCACGCAAUACGGGCUUUUGCUACUGAUGUGAAAGCAGAAUUGGAGGCCUGCGACCUACAUAAAAAGUACAACAGACCUAUCAAUUUAGCGAGAACUUAGCAUGGUGGAUUUGUGUCGACGGUUAACUAUUACCGGGAUAGCCAGUCCCAGUCUGGCCCACCUCAUCAUCCUCCCAUAUCCCCCAUGUCGGCUUUAGUUCCCCGUUUAAGGUUGGCCCUGAACUCAACUCGCAUCGUAAUUAACGGUAAUAAAAGCUUAUUUUUUUUCGCCAAGAUAUUUGACCGGAGAGGGCGACGGUGAGCUUUUUUUUGAACAAUGGCCCCUCGUUCCUGGCAACUUUGCGUCCUCGGGCAAGCAACAUGUUCUUCAACAAGAUUACGGUUGCCGCAUUGGCGACAGCAGCUGCAGCUGCCCAGGCCGCCAGUUCUGCCAUCGAUGCGGACGUCGUUGUAGUUGGUGGGGGCACCUCAGGGGCGUACGCUGCUGUUCGGUUGAGUCAAGACUUUGGCAAGAAAGUCCUAGUCGUCGAGAAGGAGAGUGUUCUUGGUGGCCACGCCAACACUUGGUACGAUCCGGUCACCAAAAAGCCAUUUGGCUACGGCAUUGACGUUUUUGACAACAUAACCGCCUCUGUCAAUUACUUUGCUCGCUUCAACAUUUCGACAAAAGCACCAACAUUCGACACUGCCGUGCCCAUCUCGGCCGAUUUCACAGAUGGAAAGCUUAUCAACUACACCGCCCCCGCGCUCGCCGCAGCCGACGACGCGUUUAGCAGGUGGCGCGAGCAGUGGAAGCGGUUCGAGCCGCUGCUGCUGCCCAUAGGCACCGAGUUCCCCACGGGCGACGCCAUACCCGCCGACCUCCUCCUGCCCUGGAAGGAUUUCGCGCGCAAGUACAAGCUCGAAGCCUUCACGCCGAGGAUAUGGACCGUCAUGGGCCUGGACGUCAACACGGCCCUGGUCAUCGACGUCUGGAAGGCCUACUACCCUGCCGACGGGGGCUUUGUGGCUGCCUCGGGCGACAACCGGGAGAUCUACUUCAAGGUCCAGGAGCUGCUGGGCGACCGCGUCAUGUACGAGUCCGAGGUCGUUUCCAGCACUCGGUCCGACGCCGGAGUCCGACUCGUCGUGAAGCACAAGGACGGAAGCACGUCCGACGUCAACGCCAAGAGGCUCCUGGUCACCAUCGGGCCCGAGACCAUGGACAAGACCGUCUUCGACUUGGACGACAACGAGACUGCCCUCCUGCACUCGACCUGGGGCAACCGCUGCUACACGGGCAUCGUGUCCCAUCCAUCCCUGCCAGCCGAGACCAUCACCAACACCGACCCCAACGCCGCCGGGGGCAACUUCCUGGCCUACCCUACCACGCCGUACCUGGCAAACUUUUUCUACAGGGCCAACUCGACGUUUGGUCCUGUCUUCCGAUCCCUGGUCAUCGCGCAAAACGAGACCACUUUCCAAGAUGCGCAGACCAUCGUGCGCGGUUCGCUGCAGAGGCUCAUGGAGGCUGGAACCGUGCCCAAGGGAGAUGCGAACCAGUUGAAGUUUGAAGCAUUCUCGGAUCAUGGUAUUCUGUACCGACGCUGGACUCCCGAGCAGCUCCGUGCCGGCAUCAUCAACCAGGCAAACAAGCUGCAGGGCCUCCGGUCGACUUGGUACACGGGAGCUUACUGGAUGAAUAACAAUGCUGCCAUGCUUUGGAACGCUACCGACACCAUUCUACCCAAGAUGCUGCAGGGCAUCUAAGGGCGGGCAUACAGGCUAUCUUUUGGUAACUAAUCGCAGACAGAGAAAUGUAGCAUACAGCAUCAAGCUUCUAGUCUAGUUUAAUAUCAAUCAUGUCUGUGUCUGAACAAACC
Messenger RNA from Pyricularia oryzae 70-15, 1881 nucleotides. RefSeq lists its product as uncharacterized. The coding region runs from base 380 to 1768 and encodes 462 amino acids. The record is from RefSeq and is a predicted model, not a curated record. NCBI's taxonomy places the organism in Eukaryota, Fungi, Ascomycota, Sordariomycetes, Magnaporthales, Pyriculariaceae. The transcript has 2 exons.